AAGACAAGACGUCAAUGACUGACAAAACGAUCGAUCAAAAUUCAGUUGUAUUGUUAGUUCUUAACGUCAUUUCGUGAAACAAUGGGUAAAGACUACUACUCCAUAUUAGGUAUACGUAAAAACUCGACAGAUGACGAAAUAAAGAAAGCCUACCGAAAAUUAGCCUUACAAUAUCAUCCCGACAAAAACAAAUCCCCCAAAGCCGAGGAGAAAUUCAAAGAAAUCGCAGAAGCUUACGAGGUUCUAUCCGACAAGAAGAAACGAGACAUUUACGACAAUUACGGUGAAGACGGUUUGAAGGGUGGAGCUGGCCCUCAUGGAAACACAGGAUUCACUUACACAUUCCACGGGGAUCCGAGGGCAACUUUCGCUCAGUUCUUCGGCAAUACGAAUCCAUUUCAGAGCUUUUUCGGUUUCGACGAUUCCUUCGACAACGACAUGAACCAAUCGACCUUCAUCUUCGGAUUUCCAGGUGCAGAAAAUCACGUGGGAUCACACCGGGAAAGAAUGGCCCAGGAUCCACCGGUAGAGCACGAAAUUUAUCUAACUUUGGAGGAGGUUCUUCACGGCUGUCUUAAAAAGAUGAAAAUACAGAAGAAAAUUCUGCUUCCUAAUGGCAAGUUGGGAAAGGAGGAAAAGAUGCUGGAAAUAAAUGUUCAACCUGGUUGGAAAGCCGGUACUAAGAUAACAUUUCCCAAAGAAGGGGACCAGGGGGUCAACAAGAUACCUGCAGAUAUAGUUUUCAUUAUAAGAGAUAAAACACACAGUACCUUCAAGAGGGAAGGCAGUGAUUUGAGAUACACAGCUAAGAUUUCCUUAAAACAAGCAUUAUGCGGUUGUAUAGUUAAUAUUCCUCUUAUUGGUGGAGGGCAGGAAGCUCUUAACUAUAAAAAUGAUAUCAUAAAACCUCAAACUAUCAGACGUAUUGCAGGUAGAGGUCUACCUUUCCCGAAAGAACCUUCUAGAAGAGGAGAUCUAAUAGUAACAUUUGAUAUUCGGUUCCCCGAAAGUCUACCAACAGCUACGCGAAAGUAUUUAGAAGAAAAAUUACCAGCUUGAAAUAUUAAAUAUUGGUGGUACCUACCGUAUUAUGCAUUUGUUGUUACCGUAAAAGUGCUUGAAACCACAUAUAAUGCUACUACUAAAUAUAAUGUAAAAAUUGAAUCAAUAUUCUUCCAGAACAGACGUGAUUAUCUAAUCAGCAUUAAAUUCGGAGUUAUUUUA
Messenger RNA from Harmonia axyridis, 1224 nucleotides. Its product is annotated as dnaJ protein homolog 1-like. Gene Ontology annotation, molecular function: protein-folding chaperone binding. The record is from RefSeq and is a predicted model, not a curated record. The transcript has a single exon. Gene Ontology annotation, cellular component: cytosol. The coding region runs from base 82 to 1059 and encodes 325 amino acids. Gene Ontology annotation, biological process: negative regulation of transcription by RNA polymerase II. Lineage: Eukaryota; Metazoa; Arthropoda; Insecta; Coleoptera; Coccinellidae.